Messenger RNA from Maniola jurtina (meadow brown), 6838 nucleotides. Its product is annotated as adenylate kinase 9-like. Gene Ontology annotation, biological process: nucleobase-containing compound metabolic process. The transcript has a single exon. The coding region runs from base 611 to 6418 and encodes 1935 amino acids. NCBI's taxonomy places the organism in Eukaryota, Metazoa, Arthropoda, Insecta, Lepidoptera, Nymphalidae. Gene Ontology annotation, molecular function: AMP kinase activity; ATP binding. The record is from RefSeq and is a predicted model, not a curated record. Gene Ontology annotation, cellular component: cytoplasm.
UUUGACAGGUUUUUAAAAACUGUUCUACGUUAAUCACUGAUGUUAAAGGACUAUAGAAAAUGAAUAUUUUACUUUCCAUUACAUAUAGUGCAGGAAAAAACAAAAACAAAAAAUAUUAUUGAAAUAUCCCACGAAAACAGUUUUCCUGAUAAUAUCACUUCUCAUAUUAUGUAUUGAAUAUGACGUCGCCUGCUUGUAUUUAUGUACUCAUACUCUACACGCAACUGUUGACUAUUAUUUGACGUCAUCAACCAUUCGGCCAAUCACAGUCGUUUACGAUCAUGUGACUAAGUAGACAAAAAAAAAUAUUUUUCUUGUCGAUUUUCUCUUACACUAUCUCGUAUUUUUCUUAUAUAUUUUACAUGCUGAUAAAUACCCUAUUUUAAGAUAGACUGAUUCUGAAGUUAUUGUUGAGCUUCUUAAAUUCUGCAUAAAAGGGAUAUUUGAGGCUGGUCUAACUAACAUGGGAUCUUUGAACUCCUUGGUCAAAGAGUAAGCAAUCGUAGAUUUAUAAUUUAAAAAAAAUAGUAUUAUUAGAUAUCUAUGGUAGCAAUUUAUAAAUAAUUAAUUUGUCAAAAUUUGACAUUUGCGAAAAUAUUUUUAUUAGAAAAUGAUGAAGUUUGAAGAUUUUAGAAAUAAUAUUGAGGUGAUUGAUGAAUUUAAUGUGAACCAAUUAAAUGUGAAUAAAAAUGUUAUAUACAAUGGCCAUCACAAAUUGUUUACAUGUACCACAAAUGAGAUCAAAAGACAACCUUUAGCAGCUGCUGUUCUAGGCCUGAAUAAUACUGACAUCCCACUUCCUGAUGAUGUAGAAUUCCAUAAUUGUUGGACUGAUAUCGAUGCGCAAGAAGCAUACCUAAAACUGAAACCCAAAACUUUUUUGAUUCUCGGGAAACAAGGAACGGGAUGUUACAGUUUAGGAGAAUCUCUGUCUAAAAAAAUUAAUUGUGUUCACAUAUGCCCAAAAAAUGUUUUGGUGGAUGAACUUGAUCAAAAAAGUAUUACAGGGAAAUGCUUAGACUUCAAUAUGCGACAUAAUAAAGUUUGCAAGUUUAAUACAAUAUUGGCAAUUAUGAAAAAAAAAUUAAAAUCGCCUGCAGUACAACAUAGAGGUUUUGUUAUAUCAGGAUUGCCUUUAGUUACUUCAAGUAAAGAUAUAAAAUAUUUUGUCAGUACAUUACAAGCAGAAGAAUCACUUAUGAUUAUUGAAGAUAUAUUAUUUGAUUUGAUAUGCAAUCUAAAGAAGGAAAAAUCGAAAAAGAAAAAAUCUUCUGAAUAUUCCUUGAGUUCUGACAAUUCUGAAAUUCAAGGUGAAGAAGAAGAGCAGCCUGAAACAGAAUUAGAAGUAGAAAAUCAAGAAGAAAUAGUUGAGCUUCCUAAAUUUUUGCUGGAUUCUUGCAGUGACAUUGUAUUUCCUUCAAAAGCUUACUAUAGCACAAAAAAGACUGUGUUGUUAAAACAAAUUUAUGAAUUAUUUGAUUUGACACCUGAUAUUGUUCUAUAUAUCACUUGCCCAAAUGCAGAUAUUAUUACAAAAAGAAGUCGAAAAUUUUUAAACUAUAUUUCUAGCUCUAAUACUUUUAAUCCAUUUAGUAGUAGUGAAGAUAUUGAAAUAAGAUGGCCGACAUCCUAUGUUUUGUCAGAAUAUAAAAAAUCAUUUGAUGCCCAUGCCAUCAAUCCUAAAUAUAAUUGUGCACAACCAAUACAUUUUAAGAAAAAUGCAAUAGAACAAAUCUGCAAUUUUAAAAUGAAUGUUACAUCAUUUCUUGAUGAAAAAUUAAAGGAGAUUGAUCCUCGUUUUAUUAUAAAACUAGACGGACGGACUUCUGUUCAUCAAAUGAUAAAUCACACAAUGGAAAUAUUGCAACUUAUGCCUAUAAAACCAGUACUUAUUCCAGAACCCCUUUACUUUGAAGAAUCUUUAGAGGAUAUAGAUGAAUUUUGGACAAAAGUGGAAAAGUUAAACGAAAUCCGAAGUGGUGUUAUGAAAUUUAACAGAUAUGCCUCACCUUGGUAUAAUAGAUGUCCAGUUCAACUUAAGAAAAGACAGUCUGUACAAGGAAAACCCAAGUUUGCUGUAACUUUCUUUAAGCACAUAUAUCUACUAUCUUCACUUGAUGCUAUGGUUUCAUUCUGUAGAAAUCCUCGUCCUUUUUUAAAGCUAAAAUAUUUUGAACCAACUUGUCGUAUUAUGAUAUUGGGUACAAGGUCUUCAGGAAAGACCAUGGUUGCUAAAUGCUUAUCUUGGUUGUUCAAUGCACCAAUUAUUUGUUACAAAACAUUGUUAAAAAAUGAAACACUUAAAAAAUACAACAACUAUGCUAAAACUAUAUUAUCCGAAAUAAUAGCGAGCAUUGAAGAUGCUCGGUUUGCCCAAUGGCAAAGUCUAGAGUUAGAGAGAAUAUCUAAUUUGAAUACAUGGUUCAAUACAGUAUCCAGCACAUUAUCUAGUUAUGUAAAACUUCUUUCCAAAAAAUUAAACGAUGAAAGCACUGAAGGCGAUAUCGUAUUUUUAAGUAAAUUUAAUUCUCAAAGGAACCAGCUUUCAUUUCUACCGAUAGACGAUUUACAUGAGUGUGAAGAUGCAUUAAUAGGUAAAAAUUUAUUAAAAUAUGCUCCUGCUUCAUUGAUGAUUGAAGCAAGCAAACCUACCAUACCAGUUCUUGGUGAUAACGAUGUUACUGAAGCAAUAUCUGAUUAUAUAAAAGUCAACGAAUUACAAAAAGAAAUAGAACCAACAAUUGAAGAACUAAUGUUUGAAGUUAUUAACUUUAUAAAGACAGAUUCCAAGUCUAAUGAAGAGCUUAAAGACCAAGUAUUCAGCAAAUUUAUAAUCGACGGAUUUCCAUCAGAUCCACAAUAUUGGGUUUAUUUAACCGACUCUAAACUAUUACCCGAUUACACUAUAGCUUUAAUUGAAAAUAGAGAAGUUGACGCUGACUUAAUGCAGCGUUAUUUUGAGAUCGAAACAUCCGUUAAGAAAUAUCAAGAAAGGUACUUGUUAGCAAAUGAUGUUUUGUUAAAAACUAAAUUACUUCAAGUUAAGCCUCCAGACUCGACACUCAACGACAUGCAAAUUAUAAUUGAUGAGGCGAUAAAGGACGCACUCGACUCAAUAUUUGUGUAUGAAAGAAACAGUGACGAUUUACAAACUUUUACUGAAAAUAUUGAGAAAUUUCGUGAAGAUUGGGAUAGCCUAAAAUCAAAGUUACAGGAAAAUUAUAAAAUAUUUGUAGAAGUAGAACUUGAAGGAAAAAGUGAUAUUCAAGUAUUAGAUGAGGUCUUGCUCAAAAUACGUAAAGGCUACUGCAAGCCUUGUUCAAGUAAUGAGGAAGAACCUGAAAAUCCUGCAGAUGAAUACGAAUCUUUUAAAGAUUAUUUGGCGUAUAAUGAUUCGAGAAAUUUAGGUGACACAAAUGUGUACUGCCCAAUAGCAUUUUGUGAUUAUGGUGUUUUACGAGAAGGUAAGCCGGAAUUCACGGCAACAUACGACAAUAAACUUUACUAUUUCAGCAACGAGGAAUGUUGUGAAACAUUACAGUAUGAUAUAACGAAGUAUUUAUCAUUAAAUAAACCGUUUAAAAAUAUUCCACCAUUGAGAAUAUGUGUUAUCGGGGGUAUAGGAAGUGGCAAAACAGCAGUAUCUAAAAUUCUAGCGAAAGAACUUGGUUUAAUGCACAUAGAUUUUGCCGAAUUUUUAAAUACUUUCCUAAUUCCUAAACAUUUUAAGAAAGUUGGGUGGCAAUAUGAAAAUAGUUUCACUGACACUCUCACCGAGGAUGAUGAAGUGGUAGAAUUUCAGAUGGAUGAAGAAAAUUUGGACAUAUUUGCUGAUCUUCUUUCCAAUGAACGAGAAUUGCGAAGGAUGGUAAGCAAUUAUUUUGAACGAGGUUCACCCCUAUUGUCUAUAAUCAUGCAAACAUUAAUCAAGAAACUUUGGUUUGAAAAUCCAUUUAAAAGUACUGGAAUCAUAAUCGACGGGUAUCCCAAAUUGCCAACUGAUAUAGAAGACAUGAUAAACUGUUUUUGCAUCCCUGAUAUAAUAAUAGAAUUAGAAGGAAGUUUGGAAACCACUUUAAAUAGACUUUCAGCUGUUAAAUUAAAGAAUUGGAAAUUACAACUAAAUGAAGCAAAAGAUAAAGCUAAAAAUAAAUUAGAAGCAGAAAGAAAAGAAUGGCGAACCUUUGUUACUAAAUCAGUUGUAAUUAAACUAAUCAUUGAUGAAAUUUUAGAAAAUACUGUUUUAGACACAGAAAAUGCCUACCCUAUUGCAAAUUUGUCUACACAACUUAGUACAAUAAUAGAUGCCCAUCCAGCUGGUUCAGCUAACGUAGAUGCCAAUUUAUUUACAACUUAUAAUGAAUUUGUACAAGAAAAUCCAGAACCAGUAGAUAACAGUCAGUGGGAAAAAACUGAAGAUGUUCUUGAAAAAAUAAACAAUAGAUUAGAAAGUAUUUUUGAAAUUGACGAUGAAAAUAUUCAAAACUUGAAAGAGGUUGCAGAAGAACAAAAAAUUAAAGUUACAUCUUUAGAUGCCAAGAAAUCCAUAAAUAAAGUUAUUAGACGAACAUUGGCCAAAUUAUCUGAUUUUCGAAAUAGAUCAGAAUCCUUUCUUGAACAAACUUUUAUUAUAAAUUGUGACAUAGCUGAAAUACUUUUGUCAGAAGGUUUCUUUUUACUAAGCAAAUUUAAUAGAAUGUGUCCAGUGUUCAUUAUGGAAAAUCCUCAUACAAUAUUUAAUUCCUACAAUAUAAACAAACGUAAAAAUAAAAUAUAUCCUAUAAUUCAUCGAGCAUAUAUAUACUUUAUUUCAUCUGAAGAAUAUGUUAAGAAAUUCAGGAAAAAUCCAUUAAAAUAUGUUCAAGAUGAUACCAUUAACCACUUUAAAGGAUAUUCUAUAAGGAUUGGGAUUAUAGGACCUCCUAAGUCGGGAAAAAGUAAAUUAGCAGCCAAACUUGCCAAAAAGUAUGGGCUGAUUUGUAUAUCAAAAGGAAUGGCUAUACGACAUGUACUGGAACAUAUGGGUUGGACAGUUUUAGGAAUGAAAAUGUUGGCAUUACUACGCGAAGGGCAAAUUAUUGACGCAGAACUUAUUAUGAAAGCUGUGCUUACAGUUGCAAUGGAUUAUCGUACAGUUACAAAUGGUUUUAUAAUUGAUGGCUUUCCAGAAUCGCCCCUUGAAGUGCAUGAACUAUCUGAAUUUGGUCUAUUUCCUCUUAUUAUGUUUGAUCUUAACACUGAUAAAGAAAUAAUUUUGAGAAACUCUCAAUACGAAAUUCAUUAUAACAUACUUAAUAGAAUACCACCAUAUCCUCGUCCUUUUAUUGAAAACAGAUAUAACAAAUGGUAUUAUGAAUGUGCAAGAGUUAGAGAUUGGAUUAAUCAAGAUACUCAAAAUCUUUAUGUCAUUAAUGGAAAUAAUUCUAAAUGGCAAUGCUUUGUUGAUGCUUGCAAGAUAAUAGAAUUUAUAAUCGAAAAGAUACAUUACUACAUAACAAACUUCAAAUCUAAAAUUGUACCCGUAGAAGUAAUGUGUAUUUCUAAGGAAACAUUCCAGAAAAGUAUGUCGUCUUACCAAAAUCUAUGUCCAGUUUGUUUCAACAAAAAUACUUUACGCCACAGCGGUUUCCCUCCCUAUAAUAAAGGCCUCGUCCAAUAUGAAGACCGCUUUUACUGGAUUUGUGCAGAGCAUUUCAAUCUUGUACUACAACACCCACACUUAUUCUUGGAUUCUAAGAAAAUUGUUAUUCCAGAAAUUCCCGCUAUAGUUAAAUCAGUAAAUCUUUCACUCGUUUAUGAAAAUGGAAUUUGUAUAGUCACAUAUGCUGAAAAUUUACCAUCACAAAUCAUUGUCACGGGUGAAAAUGAAUUUGCAGCUGCUUAUAAGAAAAAAACUUAUUUGUUUUGCAGUUCUAAGUGUCUUAUUAAAUUUCUACUUAAACCUCAUAUGUAUUACAAUAUUAAAGUUUUAAAAGAAAUUAAUACUUUUCCAAAAAUUACUUUGGAUAAAUUACCUCAUCUUGGUUAUCUUGAGCAAACAGUUGGUAACAUUAUGACAGAUGCAUGUUGUGCCGUAAAUGUAAUUCGUCCAAAAUAUCCUGGUUUAUGUACACGUCUGUCAGCUGUCCUAUAUUUAGCAUUAUAUUUGAAAACUCAUAAUUCUAAUUCUAAUGCAUCCUUAUUAUCCAUGUACUCUAAAACCUUUAAAGUUUAUGAGGCCCGAUGUAAAUUGAUUACUGAAAUAGGACUACGAUUGCGAUCAAUGGAUAAUCCUUUUGCCAACUAUCCGAAAUGUUGUGGCAAAGAACGUCAAUCUAAAAACCAUUAUUCCGAUAAUUUACAAAGGUCUUCAACCUCAAUUUCUACAAGUAACAACAGUCUUUGUAUAGAAUUUGAUUAUACAAGUAGCAAUCCAUAGUAAACUAAGGAAGGAACCUCCUACAGUUUCUUUCAGUCUGUCUGUUCGUUCUUCCUUUACUGCCAUUUUACUCAUGAACUACCUAUUUGUAAAGGUGAUUACCUACUUAAUUAUUAUUAGUUUUAAAUCGUUAGGUACCUAGGUACCUACCUACCUACAAGUUUUUUUGUCAGUAAAAAAAAAAACUAUUUAUGUACCAAGGUAAUAUUUUCGUCAUAAAAACACUAAUUAGUUAUAGGAAAGCUGAUCUGAGAAAUUAUCGUAAAAAAAUUACUGUUGAAGUCGACCAUGAUUAUGGGGAUAAUCAACAGAAUUAUCCCCAUAAUCAUUAAUGACCUGAAAUAUAAAAUACUUGCAAAAACGAAGAACAUAGAAAUACUAACAAUAAUAAGAUACCUAUAAAAAAAAUUGAUCUAACGG